GAUGUUAAGGUUUACAUUGUGCUACAUUUUCUUUUUCUUUGAAUAUAUUCACUAUAUAUAAUUAGUUUAACUUGUAAACAGCUUCAAAUGAUAAUAUUCAGUAUAAGUGCACAAACAGUAAGAUUUUAAAAACAGUUUUUUCAUCGCAACUGAACAAGAAAUACAGUAAUUUAGUCAAUAUGGAAGAAAAAUACGUAUUUAAUCCCGUUACUAAAGAACUAAAGACUGGUGGAGAUAUUGAUCCGUGUUUACCAGGCGGUAUUGGAAAAUUACUCUUUGAAAAACUUGAAAUGUUUGCUCAAAGAGGUAGAACAGCACAGAUCAUAGCAGAAACAGGCUAUGAAGAUUCAUUCACUGAUUUCUUCAUGAGAUGCAAAAAGUUGGCAAUUUAUAUGCAAGAUAUCGGAAUUCAACAAGGAGAUAUUAUCUCUUCUUGUUCUCCAAACAAUCUAAACAGUUCUAUUCCUUUUAUCAGCGGUUUAUUUAUUGGUGCAAUCACUGCAUCUACUGAUCCUAUUUUAUCAUCAGAAGAUACAACUUAUCUGUUAAACAUGACAGAACCAAAAUUGAUUUUUGUUUCUGAAGAAUGCAUUGAUCUCAUAAAAAAUACGAAGUAUUAUGAAGCCAACAGCAACUGUAAACUGAUCGUAUUACAGAAGCACGACAAAUAUGAUAAUAUACCGGAUAUUUUGGACAGAUAUACUAAUGAAGAAGCAAAAUAUUUUGAACCUGUAUUUAUUGAAGAUACAACUAGAACUGCUUGUAUUUUAUUCAGCAGUGGGACUACAGGUUUACCGAAAGGCACCUGUUUGAAUCAUAACUAUUUAAAUGCCAAUGUAUUUACCAAUAAAUACAUCGAUUUGUUUGAUAGCAAAGAGCAUCAAAACACAAUUUUGAGUUUUACGACACUUUAUUGGAUUUCGGCGGUUAUGAUUAAUCUAAGUGUGUGUUACUACGGAUUGAAAAAGUUGAGUUGUAGUAAAUUUGACGCCAAAACUCUUUGGGCGCUUGUGAAUAAAUUGCUUAUGUCUUAUUAUCAUUGCAUUGAAGGACUUGAAACUUUAAAAACUCCUCAACUGUCACUCGACCAUUUAAUGAUAAUGGGAGGACAAAUCUCGCCAGCGAAACAGGAUCAAUACGGUGAAAUGUUACCAAAUGCUCAGAUUGUUAACGCAUACGGAAUGACUGAAACAGGAAGUGUAUCAGUAAACUAUGAUUACAAAAAUCGUUCAUCUGGAAAACCUAUGCAUAAAAAUCAAACUAUCAAAAUUGUCGAUGCGGAAACUGAACAACCUUUAGAUUUAAACAGGGUCGGCGAGAUAAGAGUCAAACACAAGUUUCAAAUGAAUGGAUAUUACAAGAAAAACUCUGCUGAUUGUUGGGAUGAAGAUGGUUUCUUCAAAACUGGUGAUGUUGGUUAUUUAACGGAUGAAUAUGAGCUGUUUGUUGUUGAUAGAAUAAAGGAAAUCAAAUACCGCAGUUGGCAUGUUUUACCGGCGAAAAUCGAGCGCCACCUUGUUAAACAUGCAUGUGUACAGCACUGCGUUGUUAUUGGUGUUCCUAAUGAAGAAGACGACAAUCAUGCAAUGGCAAUUGUUGUUUUAAAGGAUAACUUCACUGUUAGCAGUGAGGAAUUGCUCAAAUAUGCCAACGACGAAAUGGAUAGCAUUCACCAAAUACGGGCUGGAGUGCGAAUUGUUGCAAAACAUGUUAUUCCGUACACUAUCACUGGGAAAAUUAACCGACGUUUGUUAAAAACACAAAUUCUAAGUGGCAAAUGCAAUUGAUGUAUAUAUGUCAACACAAAACAUUAGUAUAAGUGAAGUAUUUUAAAUGUAACUUUGUUGCAUUGUAAUAUUUCACAAAUAAACUGAAAAUACCAGAAA
Molecule: messenger RNA, 1886 nt
Organism: Dalotia coriaria
Lineage: Eukaryota; Metazoa; Arthropoda; Insecta; Coleoptera; Staphylinidae
Product: luciferin 4-monooxygenase-like
Exons: 4
Coding region: 180-1787 (535 amino acids)
Biological process (GO): fatty-acyl-CoA biosynthetic process; long-chain fatty acid metabolic process
Molecular function (GO): long-chain fatty acid-CoA ligase activity
Source: RefSeq, a predicted model, not a curated record